AUGUCUCAGCCAUCAGUCGAAUACCUGCGUUUCACAGGUCACCAGUCCUUUGCUCGGCGGCUCACCAUCUCGACCCUCACCGGCCGUCCCAUUCACAUCUCCAAGAUCCGCAGCACGUCGCCGACGAACCCCGGCCUCGCACCCCAUGAAAUCUCCUUUCUGCGCCUCAUCGAGGCCAUCACCAAUGGCAGCUCGAUGCAAAUCUCGUACACAGGCACGACCAUGACCUACCACCCGGGAUUGAUCACGGGAACGAUUGCCGGACAGGGUGCGGCCGAGGGGGACGUGAUCGACCAUCACAUUCCCGAUACCUGCACCCGCGGCAUCACCUACUUCCUCAUGCCGCUCUGCCUUCUCGCCCCCUUUUCCAAGGCUCACAUGAACGUGCGGUUUUCCGGCCCCGGCGUCAUCACGUCGGCCACCGAGACGGGCGAUCCCUCGGUCGACACCUUUCGGACUGCCAUCCUUCCCCUCUUCGGCCUCUUCGGAAUACCACCGGCUCGAAUCGAGCUUCGAGUCCUUUCGAGAUCCUGCGCCGGCCCCGGAGGCAAGGGCGGCGGUGGAUCUGUCGAGCUCCGAUUCGCCAGCCAGGUCAGACUUCCGAAAACGUUGCACCUGAAUCGGAAUCCGGGCCGGAUAAAGAGGAUACGGGGUGUCGCAUACUGCACCGGCGUGUCAGCAUCGAACAACGCGCGCAUGAUCCACGCCGCGCGUGAGAUCCUGAACCCUCUCGUCUCCGACAUCCACAUCGCUGCCCAGUACGACCAGGCGCCCCUUGUGCCGACGGACAAGGCCGGAAGCAAGCGACGGCUGGGCAUCGGAUUCGGCCUAAGCCUCGUGGCAGAGUCGAGUUCGGUCGGGGUCCUGUACUCGGCAGACGUCGUCGUGCCCCCGUCAGGAGGCGUCGUGCCGGAGGAUACGGGGAAGCAGUGCGCCUUUCAGUUGCUCGAAUCGAUCGCGCAAGGAGGCUGCGUGACUCAGGUGUCGGCCAGCACCGUCCUGAUACUCAUGGCCAUGGGGUCCGAGGACGUCGGUAGGCUAAGGGUAGGCAGAGAAGUCAUUGGGACCCAAGACCUGGUCGGGCUCGCGAGAGAUCUCAAGACGUUUGGCGCCAGCAGCUGGGGACUACGAGAUGUCGACGACGAGUCGGACGACAUCAUCAUUUCGGUCAAGGGGUCGGGCGUUGGCAACGUUGGCAGGAAAAUAGCGUAG
This is a messenger RNA of Drechmeria coniospora, 1212 nucleotides long. Its product is annotated as RNA-3'-phosphate cyclase family protein. Bases 1 to 1212 code for a protein of 403 amino acids. Gene Ontology annotation, molecular function: RNA endonuclease activity. The record is from RefSeq and is a predicted model, not a curated record. NCBI's taxonomy places the organism in Eukaryota, Fungi, Ascomycota, Sordariomycetes, Hypocreales, Ophiocordycipitaceae. The transcript has a single exon. Gene Ontology annotation, cellular component: nucleolus. Gene Ontology annotation, biological process: endonucleolytic cleavage of tricistronic rRNA transcript (SSU-rRNA, 5.8S rRNA, LSU-rRNA); ribosome biogenesis.